AUGGCUAGUAGCGCGAUUUCAUCGGAGGAUGAGUACGAAGAGUUACAUUCUCGGCGAUUUGAUGACAGUUAUAGUUUGAGCGCCGACGUCAGCGAGUCGGAGAGCUCGUCUUCGAGUACAAGCACUUUUUCUUCGGAUCCUCGGUUGGCUUCGACUACGGUGACGUCUUCUCCGCUUGAAUUGACUUCAAAUUCUGCGUUUCUGGCAGCUCCGCGGGUAAUGUUGCCGGUAGUUGGAGGCAGACACGUCAUUCUUCCGGCGUCAAAGUCGGAGAGAGAUAAACCCAAUGGACUUGAAUUAUCCGAAACUGAAUUGAUGAAGGAAAGGUUUUCUAAGCUGUUGCUAGGAGAAGAUAUGUCAGGCGGAGGGAGGGGAGUAUGCACGGCUCUGGCAAUCUCCAAUGCGAUUACUAAUCUUGCUGCUACUGUGUUUGGGGAGCUCUGGAAGUUGGAGCCCUUAUCCCCACAGAAAAAGUCGAUGUGGAUACGAGAGAUGGAUUGGCUUUUAUGUGUGAGUGAUUCCAUUGUGGAGCUCAUUCCAUCAGUGCAAGAAUUUCCAGGUGGCGGGACCUUCGAGGUUAUGAUGUCUCAACAACGAUCUGAUUUAUAUGUGAAUCUUCCAGCCCUCAAGAAAUUAGACGCAAUGCUAAUAAGCAUCUUGGAUGGGUUUUGUGACACUGAGUUUUACUAUGUUGAGCGCGGGAUAGGUGUUGCUGAUGGGGAACACAUUGAAGCAAGUUCCCAAUUCUCACGGAGGCCUUCCAUAUCUCAUGAAGAAAAAUGGUGGCUGCCUUUCCCAAAGGUCCCGCUGAAUGGUUUGUCUGAGGAAACAAGAAAGAGACUGCAACAAUGCAGGGAGUGUACAAAUCAAAUUUUCAAAGCUGCAGUUGCAAUUAACAGCAGUGUGCUGUCAGAGAUGGAAGUACCACAAGUUUAUUUGGAGAGCUUGCCCAAGAGUGAGAAGGCUUGCUUGGGUGACAUCCUCCACCGUUAUAUAACUGCUGACCAAUUCUCUCCUGACUAUCUUCUUGAUUACCUGGAUCUUUCGUCAGAAUAUACCACUCUGGAAAUAGCAAAUAGGAUUGAGAGUGCUGUACAUUUUUGGAGGUUGAAAUGUCAAAAGAAGAAAUUGAACCGUGCAAAAACUGGGUCAUGGAGUGGAACAGUGAAGGGCCUUGGUGGUGAUAUUGAAAAGAGUAAACUGUUUGCAAAUCGAGCUGACACCCUCCUAACUAACUUAAAGUUGUACUUUCCUGGCCUCCCACAAACUGCUUUGGAUACGAACAAGAUUCAGUUCAACAAGGAUGUUGGGCAGUCAAUCCUUGAAAGCUACUCCAGGGUGAUGGAAAGCUUAGCCUUCAACUUAAUGGCUAGGAUUGAUGAUCUUCUAUGUGUUGAUGAUGCCACAAGACGACGACGUAUAGCAUCAGGGGGAAUAUCUAUACUCAGCCGGAGGGGAUCUACCGGUUCUCAUGCUUUCCAGAAGCAAAAAUUUGUCCAAGGCCAUUCACGAUCCAAAACUCUCGUUCACCAUUAA
Messenger RNA from Fraxinus pennsylvanica, 1536 nucleotides. The record is from the annotation of a GenBank genome assembly. NCBI's taxonomy places the organism in Eukaryota, Viridiplantae, Streptophyta, Magnoliopsida, Lamiales, Oleaceae.